AUGCGGCAACUCAAAGUUUUGGACCUGAGAAUCACGGAAUACAUCUCAUUACUGCCGUCAUCACUGCAAUUCUUGAGCAACCUGUUGACAUUGCAUCUUGAUUACUGUCAGAAGUUCGAUAAUAUAUCUAUAAUUGGAAAGCUAUUGAAUCUGGAAAUCCUCAGCUUUCGUGAAUCCAAAAUUGAGGAUUUACCUGAGGAAAUAGGAGGAUUGGUUAAUUUAAAGUUGUUAGAUCUGACAGAAUGUUGUAAACUUAAAAGAAUAGCACCUGGUGUCAUAUCAGUCCUAGUCCAAUUACAAGAGUUGUACAUGGAUGGCCGCGAAAUCAUUUGGGAACGAGAAGGUUAUGAUUCCAACACCAUUUAUAUUGAAGAAUACAAAAAAAGGUUCCGAAAGCUUUUGAGUCUCAAUCUUUAUGACACGUGUACUAUCCUGUCAGAAUGUGGUUCGAUCAUUUCGUUGUUAAGGAGUAGUGCAGUUCUAGAGUUAAUGGGGAAGGGUUCGGAGGAUGCAGUGCAAGAGUUGUUUCGAGAUCGAGAGGGAGUUGAAGGAUGCCAACACUUGAAGGAACUAGUAAUUGGAGAUUGUGCUACACCAGAAUGUCUUGUCAAUACAAUGGAAUGCGUUCCGCGUACACCUAAUGCUAUUCCUUCUAUUUUUCCUAUCCUGGAGUCAUUAGAGCUCUGUUAUCUACCCAAUUUAAGAAAGAUAUGUCACUGCCAACUCCCAACCUACUCUUUUGGAAAACUAAAACGUCUUGCAAUAUAUGAUUGUGAUAGAAUGGAAGAAGUUAUUUGGAAGGAAAAAGGAGAAGAUGAUUCAACAAACAAGAUGGAGUUUCCAGCGUUAGAAUCCAUGACUUUGUGGGGUCUACCAAUGCUCAUUGGUUUUUGCAGAGGGACUGACGAGAUUGAGUUCUCUCAAUUGAAGAAAUUGUGUCUACAGAAACUACCACAACUCAAGUGGCUCUUCCUCAAUAGCAGUUAUCCGUUUUCAGAGUCAAUGGAAAACCACAAUACUACCUUCCGAUCUCUUUUCCCCCACAAGGUAUGUGCACAUGUCUUUCUUUUCUAUACGAAAAAGUAA
This is a messenger RNA of Camellia sinensis, 1086 nucleotides long. The record is from RefSeq and is a predicted model, not a curated record. Lineage: Eukaryota; Viridiplantae; Streptophyta; Magnoliopsida; Ericales; Theaceae.